GGCAGCUAAGCAGGAGUGCGAGCGGGACUGUACCGCUUCUGUCACAACAAUUUAUUAAAGGUGUUAAUAAAGGUCUGUGGUGUUGAUGAAGCCAUGCCGCCAGCCAGUAUGAAACUGAAAGACAACUCUUGCAAGAAGAGGGAUCGCUAUUAUUGGAAAACAAGUUGGAGCAAUAGCCUGAAAGAGAUCAGCUGCCUUCUACCUGUUUCUGAGCCAGCAAGUGGACAAGCUCUUUCUAAGAAAGAGACACUAAUCCACAUGCUACAAUACUUUGACUUUCUACAAACUCAUAUUCAGAGAUUACACAACAACCUCCCUCCACACUGCCUCCCAAAAACCAAUGAUAGAGAGUCCGAUUCAGAGAGUGAAGACACGGCUCACUCAGAGCCCAGCACACCUCCACGCAUAUUAAAAGCCAAGCGCAAAUAUAGCUGUGGUCGCCCCCGCAAGAAAGACACACUGAAUUCAGAACUGUUUGAUGACAAAAAUCAGACUCUUCAUAAAGAAGAUGCUGAUAGAAAUGUAAUGACAAUCACAAAAGGAGAGUGUCCCUGUACACGGACUGCUGAUGAAACUGUGUGCUCUGCUGAGGACAACAACUCGCUUCCAUGUUCUUCUGAUUCCAACUACAGUGUCAGUGCACUUCUACCAACAACCUCCUCUUCUACAGCAGGAAGCAGUGUGGAUCAGGAAUCACCUUGUCAAGGACUUGGAAGCCAGUGCUCCAUCUGUGAUGAUAGGACAGGAAGUGAAGAUGGGAGUCAAGGAAGUAAGGAGCUUGCUUCUCCUCCAUCAGGUUUUCCUGUAUUUAGGUCAUUUAUUCUGAAAGACCGGAUGUUUGGAGCUCUUCCUCCUUUGGGCAAAAACCAGCUGGAUGAUAGCCCCACCCUCCCACAGACACCUGUGCUGCCACUUCUGCCACUGCUGGGAUUUCGAGAAGGCCUGAAUCUCAGUCCCUCUCUGCUCACAUCACCAGCUCGAGGCCUCAGUUACACACUGCUACCUGAGGGACAGGAGGAACUGCAGACAUUAUUUGAAGAUGUGUGGGUCACUCCUAAACCUGCUGCUCCCAAGCACUGCAGGCAUGGCAAUGACGGCCAUGCUUUCUCUCAGAGCGAGGAAGAGGACAGACGUUCAGAUGACAUCACCUGGACCCCAAAUCAGCGCAUCCACAUGAAGAAAGGAAGCAAAGGUCACCGCAAGAGGGCCUCCAGAAAAGGCCAGGCUGUUUCAGGCCUGAGCCAGAAGAAGAAAUGUGUGAAUGGAUUUAUCAUGUUCUGUCGCAUGAACAGGAGAUUGUAUCUCAGGACCCACCCAGGACUUCCUUCUACUGUAGUGACCAAAGAGCUGGCUAACUUGUGGCACAUCAUGCCUAAACAAGAGAGACGUGUUUACUGUCUGAAGGCCCGACAGUUCAGUCGCGAGCACAACCGUAAUGUGCGCAGUGAAGGCCAGGAGGCAGAAGAGGAAGAGGAGGACUGCAUUCCCAGUCCACUGCACAUGUUACUGGCACACAGAGACCUGUGGUUCACCUCCAGUGGAAAGCCCUGAACAUGUUCUUUAUUCUCUCACUGCAGCUACACCACACUGAGAUGCUAUCUAAGUGGAAAAAAAAUCAGCCAAAAGUGAAAUUUACACCUGUCUCCAGUAACUUAAAGAUAGUUGAUCUGCAGAGAUAUGUUUGGCCCCUGAAAUUUGCUUCAUUCAUUAUUUAUAUCGCAAGUAACUGAAGCUUACAGCCAGCAGUUUAGCUCUGUGCACACUGCAUGUUUAUAUGAUCAGACAAUAGCAUCACCUCAACCCAUGUGGAGUUGUUGUGCAGAAAAAUAUUUUACGUAUUAUUAUGCUUAUCAUUAUUAUUAUGCUAUUUUAUGUACAAACUGUGUUACUGAGUCAAACAAUGUAUUUUAAGGUGAGUGUGUGAUGAUUUAGACAUGAUGCUAAACUGGUAGCUAUAAGCUUCCGUUACAUUUAUCUAUUUUUAUCAUUUUAUCUUCUAGGUUUGUAGCGGGGACAUGGUGGCUUAGUGGUUAGCACUGUUGCCUUGUACCUCCGAGGAUUUCCUCUGGGUACUCUGGUUUCCUCCCCCAGACCAAAGACAUGAGUUGUAGGCUUUCCAAAUUGUCCAUAGUGUGUGUGUGUGUGUGCCCUGCGAUGGGUUGGCACCCCAUCCAGGGUGUCCCCUGCCUUGUGCCCCGAGUCCCGUGGGAUAGGCUCCCAAGCGGUACAGACAAUGGGUGGAUGGAUAGGAUGUAGCGUAUCAUAGGGUCAUUGCGUAGAUGUAUUAAGGAAGCAAACUCUGGACACCAAACAUAUCAUGAAUGAUCAACUACAUCUGGUGUAAAUAGAAUAUUGUGUACAUUUUUCAUAUUUUGUUCAUUUUUCAACAUAAUGCUGAGUAUUCAAACAGGUACGUAGUACUGUAAUGUUUAAAUACUGUGGUUAUUUCUGAGUAUCAAUUACUUACUUAUUGUUAAAUAGUUAGUUACAUUUUAGAGGCAUUCAAUGUUUUAUAAGCCGUUUAGUAAGUUGGAUUGCAAUUUAGGAAUUUAAUAUUUACCUAAAGCUGCAUCAUAUUGCAACAGAAGCAGAAGAAAUGUUUUUAUUUUUUUAUACACCAUACAGU
Molecule: messenger RNA, 2626 nt
Organism: Pangasianodon hypophthalmus (striped catfish)
Lineage: Eukaryota; Metazoa; Chordata; Actinopteri; Siluriformes; Pangasiidae
Product: meiosis initiator protein
Exons: 12
Coding region: 94-1551 (485 amino acids)
Source: RefSeq, a predicted model, not a curated record